Molecule: messenger RNA, 4568 nt
Organism: Homo sapiens (human)
Lineage: Eukaryota; Metazoa; Chordata; Mammalia; Primates; Hominidae
Gene: CCDC158
Product: coiled-coil domain containing 158
Exons: 25
Coding region: 1084-4437 (1117 amino acids)
Cellular component (GO): early endosome; clathrin-coated vesicle
Source: RefSeq, a predicted model, not a curated record
AGCUUCCGGCGCCGCAGCCGAGGAGGAGGAGCCGCCCCGCAGCCUCCGCGGGGCCUAGGGGCGAAGAGUGGGGAGCCGCCCCGUCCCAGCCGCCAGGUCGACGUAGGUGGGGCCGCUGCGCCCGCCGGCGCCCCGCGGAGAUGUGGCCGGUGUCUUAGGAUUAGGUGUUGGUUGCAGGUACAAGCGGGGCGCGGCCCGGGAGACGAGGAUGGUGGGGUGGGAGUGGGGUUCUUCUGAGGACCCGGAGCGACUCGUGUUCAUUUCUGGAAUCUUCCGGUGCCUCGUGUUUGUUCUGCACAUGGAAGAUGCCCAAUAAAUUGUUUCUUUACUGGAAUGAGCUGCUGUUGUUUUAGGGGAUUGCAAGACCCCUGGGGACGGUGGCGCUGAAACCUGGACCUUGAAGAACACAGGGGCCUGCGCAAACUGAUUUGAUUUGUGGGGAAGAGAAUCACCGAGUAACCUGCCCCAACGUGACUGCUGACUCUGUGUCUACCGCGCUGCCGCGAACAGGGGGAGGAGAUGGGGAAGACUUGGUGGUAGAGAGGACAGCCUCGCAUCCAAGACGGAAUGGUGUUAAAUGCCGGCGCAAGGGCCCUUUCAGCUUGAGCCCUGUCUUUAAACCACAUGUGGGGGUCAGAGCUUUCCCUCAUUAUCAGCAUCAAUCAGCAACACAAUGAGUUCUGGAAAGUCUCCAUCCUUUUCCACAGCACUCUGCUCCAGGCCCCACUCAGGCUGCUCCAGGUUUUGUUUGUGCCUCAUGCUGAACUCCAACGUCAGGGGAAAGUAGAAGUGAGGUCGGCUGUUGCCCAGGUUUUUUGACUGGCAACCAGUUCUUGCUGCUUCUCUCAGCAGGAGAUUAAGGCGUUGUGGCCGGGUAUGGCGGGGGCGUGUGGGGAAAGGACCAGGGCUUCCACAUAUCCCAGAGACAUGCUAGGUAGGACUGUUUCUCUGUGCGGAAGCUCAUCAGAUAUUAAUAGAAUAAGUGAAAAUAAGAAUAUCCAGAAGUUAAGACAGGAACCAAAAGAACCAAAGAGGGAACCAUUCAUACUUCAAGAUCUCUAAUAAGAAGUAGCAAUAUUUAAUAUGGAAUCAAAAGCUUGGGAAUCAAAUAAUGAAGAUCUUUUAUCAAGUAGUGGUGUCACAUCUAAUGGAGGUUCUUCAAGUUCAUUUUUUGUGUCAUCUAUUCGUGGUACAAUAAUUGAAAACACAUCUUCAGCUGGGACUUUGACACAGGUUCCUUUUUUCCCUAAAUAUGAAGUGGAACUUGAUUCUCCUAGAAAAAUCAUCCCAUCUCCUGGAAAGGAACACUUUGAACGUGUUUUGGAAGAAUAUUCACAUCAAGUCAAAGAUUUACAGAGAAGACUAAAUGAAAGCAAUGAAUUGCAUGAGAAACAAAAGUUUUAUUUGAGGCAGUCAGUCAUUGAUUUGCAAACAAAACUUCAGGAGAUGCAAAUGGAGAGAGAUGCUAUGGCUGACAUCAGACGAAGGGAGAGUCAGUCCCAGGAGGAUUUAAGAAAUCAGCUUCAAAAUACAGUUCAUGAACUUGAAGCUGCCAAAUGCCUUAAAGAGGACAUGCUGAAAGACAGCAACACACAGAUAGAGCAACUACGAAAAAUGAUGCUUAGUCAUGAGGGAGUGCUUCAAGAAAUCCGGUCAAUCCUAGUUGACUUUGAAGAAGCCUCAGGCAAAAAAAUAUGUGAACAUGACAGCAUGUCUACUCUGCACUUCCGCAGCUUGGGCUCAGCUAUUAGUAAAAUACUAAGAGAAUUAGACACAGAGAUUUCUUAUCUUAAAGGGAGGAUAUUUCCAGUAGAGGAUCAACUUGAAGCACUGAAAUCUGAAUCACAGAACAAAAUAGAACUACUUCUGCAACAACACCAAGAUAGGAUUGAGCAGUUAAUAAGUGAACAUGAAGUUGAAAUAACAGGACUUACUGAGAAAGCUAGCAGUGCUCGAAGCCAAGCCAAUAGUAUCCAGAGUCAAAUGGAAAUCAUUCAAGAGCAAGCAAGAAACCAAAACUCUAUGUAUAUGCGUCAGCUCAGCGAUCUGGAAUCUACUGUUUCUCAGCUACGUUCUGAAUUAAGGGAAGCCAAAAGGAUGUAUGAAGACAAGACAGAAGAGCUGGAAAAGCAGUUAGUCCUUGCCAACUCAGAGCUAACUGAAGCCCGGACAGAGCGUGAUCAAUUCAGUCAGGAAUCUGGAAAUUUAGAUGAUCAACUUCAAAAGCUGUUGGCUGAUCUACACAAAAGGGAGAAGGAGCUGAGUCUGGAGAAGGAGCAGAAUAAGCGUCUGUGGGACCGAGACACAGGCAACAGCAUCACCAUUGACCACCUGCGGCGGGAACUGGACAACCGGAACAUGGAGGUGCAGCGCCUGGAAGCCCUGCUCAAGGCCUUGAAGAGCGAGUGUCAGGGCCAGAUGGAGCGGCAGAUGGCAGCAAUUCAAGGAAAGAAUGAAAGUCUAGAAAAAGUAUCCUCCUUGACUGCUCAGCUUGAAUCCACCAAAGAGAUGCUGCGCAAAGUAGUAGAAGAGUUGACAGCCAAGAAAAUGACUCUGGAGAGCUCAGAGAGGACAAUAUCGGACCUGACAACUUCUCUCCAGGAAAAAGAGAGAGCCAUCGAGGCUACCAAUGCAGAGAUCACAAAGCUCCGCUCCCGGGUGGACUUGAAAUUGCAGGAGCUGCAACACUUGAAAAAUGAAGGGGAUCAUCUCAGAAAUGUGCAGACAGAAUGUGAGGCCCUCAAACUGCAGAUGACAGAGAAGGACAAGGUGAUCGAGAUUCUGCGACAGCAGAUUGAGAACAUGACACAGCUGGUGGGCCAGCAUGGACGAACUGCUGGAGCUAUGCAAGUAGAAAAAGCUCAACUGGAGAAAGAAAUUAAUGAUAGGCGGAUGGAACUAAAGGAACUUAAGAUAUUAAAAGAUAAAAAAGAUGCAAAGAUCCGGGAGCUUGAGGCCAGAGUGAGUGACUUGGAGCUGGAAAAGGUGAAGCUGGUGAAUGCAGGCUCUGAGCGGCUCCGUGCAGUGAAGGACAUCAAACAAGAGAGAGAUCAAUUAUUAAAUGAGGUGAAAACAAGUAGGAGUGAAUUAAACAAUCUUUCAGAGGAGUAUGAAGUCUUAAAAAGGAAUUUCCGAAACAAAAGUGAAGAAAUGGAAAUGACUACAAAUAAGUUGAAAAUGCAAUUAAAAUCUGCACAGUCUGAACUAGAACAGACAAGAAAUACAUUAAAGUCAAUGGAAGGAUCUGAUGGUCAUGCUAUGAAAGUGGCAAUGGGGAUGCAAAAGCAAAUCACAGCCAAAAGAGGUCAGAUAGAUGCCCUUCAGAGCAAGAUACAGUUUUUGGAAGAGGCAAUGACAAAUGCAAAUAAGGAGAAACAUUUUCUGAAAGAAGAGAAAAGUAAACUCAGUCAGGAAUUGAGUACUGUUGCCACAGAAAAAAACAAGAUGGCUGGGGAGUUGGAAGUUCUGCGAUCUCAGGAACGCCGUUUGAAAGAAAAGGUUACUAAUAUGGAAGUGGCUCUGGAUAAGGCAUCUUUGCAGUUUGCAGAAUGUCAAGAUAUAAUACAGCGUCAGGAGCAAGAAUCAGUGCGCUUAAAACUUCAACACACUUUGGAUAUAAAAGAACUUCAGGGCCCUGGAUACACCUCAAAUUCUUCAUUGAAACCACGCCUUCUCCAGCCAGCAUCUGUUACUCGUUCUCAUUCUAAUGUACCAUCUUCGCAGUCUACAGCCAGCUUCCUGUCUCAUCACUCUACAAAAGCUAACACACUGAAGGAAGAUCCAACAAGGGACCUGAAACAGCUUCUCCAAGAGUUGAGAAGCGUGAUCAAUGAGGAGCCAGCUGUGUCUCUGAGCAAGACAGAGGAAGAUGGAAGAACAUCUCUGGGAGCCUUGUAUGUGGCUGUAGAGGAUAGGGUAAGAGAUUGCAUUACUGAAUCCAGCCUGAGAUCAGACAUGUGCCAUAGAAGCAACAACUCGUUGAGGGACUCCACUGAAGGAAGCAAAUCAAGUGAAACUCUUAGUAGAGAGCCAGUCACAUUACACGCAGGAGACAGGGAAGAUCCCUCUGGUUGCUUCACAUUCACAUCUGCAGCAAGUCCAUCUGUGAAAAACUCAGCUUCUCGUUCAUUCAAUUCUUCUCCUAAGAAGUCUCCAGUGCACUCACUCCUAACUAGUUCAGUUGAAGGUUCAAUAGGUUCCACAUCACAGUAUAGAUCUGCCAAACCUAUUCAUUCAUCUGAUUCUGUUAAAGAUUCACAGUCUCCGCCAAUAGAAACAACAGGAAAAACAUGCAGGAAGCUUCAGAACAGACUAGAAAGCUUGCAAACUCUGGUAGAAGAUUUACAGCUGAAGAACCAAGCAAUGUCUUCAAUGAUCAGAAAUCAAGAAAAGAGGAUACAGAAAGUAAAAGACCAGGAAAAAAUGUUACUAAAAUGACUCGUUGCUUGCCUAUUCUUUACAGAGGAAUGAGGCCCAAUUAAUUGUGGUGUUACUCGUAAUUAGUGCCCUGUGUACUUUUUCUUUUUAUGUGAAAAUUUAAUAAAAGAUACCCUGUCUUGUAAACUCUA